GGCGGGGGAGGCCGGGACGGUGGCUCCGCCACCAGCUGGCCUUGGACCGUGGGCCGUGCGGGGAGGGUUUGGUGGCUCAUAAGUGUCGAUGUUGGGCUGGAAAUAGUGAAUAAUCCCCCUGCUGUCACUCCCCCGCCGCUCUCCGGCUUCACCGAGCUGUAAGGGGGCGGUUGUUGGCGGGGGCCGACUUCAGGAUGAAGCUCCCCGGGGGACGGGCCUUGGCUCACCCGCUCCUCGGCCCGAGGCCCCGCCCGGCGGGUGGCUCAGCAGAUCCCUGAGGAGAUCCUGGGGAACACGGAGCUGCAGGAGGCAGCAGAGGCCCUGCCCCAAAACUACAACUUCGAGAUCCCCAAGACCAUCUGGCGGAUCCGGCAGGCUCGGGCCAAGAAGGUGGCCCUGCAGAUGCCGGAGGGGCUCCUCAUGUUUGCCUGCACCAUCGCGGACAUCGUGGAGCGGUUCACGGACGCAGAGGCAGUGGUGAUGGGUGACGUGACCUACGGCGCGUGCUGCGUGGACGACUACACGGCCCGGGCCCUGGGCGCUGACUUCUUGGUGCACUAUGGACACAGCUGCCUGAUCCCCAUCGAUGCCACGCAGGGGCUGAAGAUGCUCUAUGUGUUCGUGGACAUUAAGAUUGACACGUCCCAUUUCCUCGAGACCAUUCGCUUCAACUUUGCAGCCGGCACCUCCCUGGCCCUUGUCAGCACCAUCCAGUUUGUCUCCACGGUGCAGGCAGCGUCACAGGAGCUGCUCUCCCAGUACAAGGUGUGCGUCCCCCAGUGCAAGCCACUGUCACCAGGGGAGAUCCUGGGCUGCACAUCACCCCGGCUUGCCGAGGACACAGAUGCCAUUGUGUAUUUGGGUGACGGGCGCUUCCACCUGGAGUCCAUCAUGAUUGCCAACCCAGGGAUUCCUGCCUACAGGUACGAUCCCUACAGCAAGGUCUUCUCCCAGGAGCACUAUGGCCACGAGGACAUGCGCCGCGCUCGGCAGGACGCCAUCCGCACGGCCACCGGUGCUCGCUGCUGGGGCCUCAUUUUGGGCACGCUGGGGAGGCAGGGCUCUCUUGGCAUCCUGCAGCACCUGGAGUCGCGUCUCCGUGCCCUGGGCCGGCCCUUUGUGCGGGUGCUGCUCUCUGAGAUCUUCCCCAGCAAGCUCCAGCUGUUCCCUGACGUGGAUGCGUGGGUGCAGGUAGCCUGUCCCCGACUCUCCAUCGACUGGGGAGAAGCCUUCAGCAAGCCGCUGCUGACACCCUACGAGGCCGCGGUGGCUCUGCGGGACGUGGAGUGGCAGCAGCCCUACCCCAUGGACUUCUACGCCAGCCGGUCCCUGGGGCCGUGGACGGUGAAUCACGGCAGCGCGCGGCCCCCGCGCCGCGGCCCGACGGCCCAGGGGGAGCCGCCCGUGCCCCCCGCCCCGGGGCAGGGCGAGGAGCGGCCGGGGGCCCCGUGAGCGCAGCCUGCGCCCCAUCCGCGCUCAGGGACCCGGCGCGGGCACAGGCACCGGCUCCCGCCCUGAGGUGAGCACCGCCGGAGCCUCCGGCACCGGGAUGGACGGGGCCGCCUCCCGUACCUCCCCCCCCCGGCCCGCGGGACCCCCCGCAGCCCCCCUGCCCCGCGGCCUCCCGCCGCCCGGGGGCGCCGCAGCCCCAGCUGGUCGGCACCGCCCCUGCUGCCCAAGGAGCGCGGGGGGUUCCGGGGCGGCGGGCGCCAUGGCGGGGGGGCGGCCGCUGCGGCUGCUGGGCCUCCACGGCUACCGGCAGAGCGAGCGCCGCUUCCGCCAGCGCACCGGGGCGCUGCGCAAGGCCCUGCGCGGCCGCGCCGAGCUGGUGGCUUUCAGCGCCCCGCACCCCGUGUCCGGCGGCGACGAGGAUGACGACGGGGACGACCCCCCCCGCGGCUGGUGGUUCUCCGCGCCCGGCGUCUUUGAGGCGGGGGACGCGGCGGCGGCGCCGGCGGGGCUGGAGGAGUCCCUGGCGGCUGUGGCGGCGGCGCUGGCGGAGCACGGGCCCUUCGACGGGCUGCUGGGCUUCAGCCAGGGCGCCGCGCUGGCCGCCAUGGUGUGCGCCCUGCGGGCCCGCGGCGACCCCCGCUUCCCCGUGGCCUUCGCCAUCCUGGUGGCCGGCUUUGCCAGCCGCGCUCCGGCCCACGGACACUUCUACCGAGAGCCCAUCGCCCUGCCCACGCUGCACGUCGUGGGCGAUGCCGACGCCGUCAUCCCCGCCUCCCUCAGCAGGGAGCUGGCCCGGCACUUCGUGGAGCCCGUUGUCCUCACCCACCCCGGCGGGCACUUCGUCCCUGCGGCUGCCCCGCAGAAGAAGGCCUACCUGGACUUCUUGGAGCGCUUCUGUCCUGCAGGGGGAACCGAGCCCCCGGGGGCUGGGGUGAUUGAUAACACUCUGUAAUAAACGGGGCUCCAGCGGGCCAGAGGCAGCCUCCCA
Messenger RNA from Apus apus (common swift), 2440 nucleotides. RefSeq names its product diphthamide biosynthesis 1 (gene DPH1). The coding region runs from base 403 to 1452 and encodes 349 amino acids. Lineage: Eukaryota; Metazoa; Chordata; Aves; Apodiformes; Apodidae. The record is from RefSeq and is a predicted model, not a curated record. Gene Ontology annotation, biological process: protein histidyl modification to diphthamide. The transcript has 12 exons. Gene Ontology annotation, molecular function: 2-(3-amino-3-carboxypropyl)histidine synthase activity.